This is a messenger RNA of Acanthoscelides obtectus, 6047 nucleotides long. NCBI's taxonomy places the organism in Eukaryota, Metazoa, Arthropoda, Insecta, Coleoptera, Chrysomelidae. The record is from the annotation of a GenBank genome assembly.
GGAGAUCAGUGUGAAAAUAAAUUGACAGAACAGUUUGUUUGAGUGCAAUUUUUCAGCAAUUUGGCCUUGCGGUUUAUUUUUGGCUGUAUUAGAUAAUUUUUCGUGGGAACAAUUCAUGUACGAUUUUUUAACGAUCAUCGUUUAUUGAGAAAGAUGGAUAGUAUACAGGUUCACGAUGUUAGUGGGCUGGUAGACAACGUUGCAGAAAGCGACUCAGAAGACGAGUGGGAUUACAUCAAGGGAGAAGAGGCAAACCAAGAAAAUAAACCACCGAGGACACAUAAAGAGAUCGACGAGAUUCCCGAAGGCGAGGGGUGCGAGGAAGAGCGCGCCUCACCGACCAUCAUCGCAGCUGAAACAGCUGCCGCUUGCGAAGCUGAGGCCAUGUCACAGCUGAACCCGAACGCAGCUGAGUUUGUGCCGGUCUCCCCGCCGGCCACUUCGCCCGUUUCCCGUGCAGCUAGGCUAAUGGAGGACGAUAUCAUCGCGCAGUCGCCGAAGAGGCCCAUGAACAUGGACAGGGUCAUUGACCUACAGCAAUUCGAAAACGAGAUCAAAAGCAGACCCAGCGAGUUGGAUGAUAGCUUCUGCUCAAAUGGACAUGAGGAGAAUGGUCAUAACCUGUCCUCAAACCUCCUGAACGGCAAGAACAUCGACGAGAUCCCCGAGUUCCAGCCUGGCAGCACCCCGACCAAAAGCAAGCCGGAUGAAUUUCAUUUCGGACCAAACGCAGCGCCUUUUACACCAAAACACCACGAUCAGUCUGAGGCGAUGUCCACUAAGGCUAUUUUCGGCGAUGAUUCAGCACAAAAUAUAGAAACUUCAUUCACUAGUACCGAAGCAACGUCACCCGCGAAAUCUCCAUUGAAAAAAGAAUCAGACGAUCCUAUGUCGAUGUCUUUUUACGCUAAUAGGAACGACCACAAUCCUUUCGACCUCAACAAAGUGCAGAUGUUGCCUGAUAACCUCGAUGAAUUCCUUCAUCAGUCUGAUAACUCCGCUGAGAAUGAGACUUCAGAACAGAAGUCUGGAGACUUGGUAAUGAACAACGAUGAUGCCCUGCAAACAACAGAUCUGGACAAACACAGUUACGACGACGAGAAGGAGCUAGCGUCACCUUUGGAGCCUGAAAAGGAACUGUCGUGCCCUGAUUUUAGGGACGAUGGCGUCACACCAGAACCGACUAAUGAAAAUUUGUUGUGUGGAGACUUCUGUCAGCUCUCCGAAAAGUCGAAAACGCCAGAACCUCUUCCCAGAGACGUAGAACUGAUCUCGCCGGAUUCUGCUCAUGAAUCACCACAGUCAAGACCAGAAAGUAUACCUCCAGAUGUUGAGCUACUAUCGCCACAACCACAAGAACAGAUUCCACAAAGUGCCACAGAAGUAGCAGAUUUACUCGGCGGUUUCGACACUGAACAACAGCAAGACUUACUUUGCGAAAGGCCACAGUCCAACUCACCAAUGUGCGAGAAGCCAAUGUCGGAAUCUCCAAUGUGCGAGAGGCCAAUGUCUGAAUCCCCAAUGUGCGAGAGGCCAAUGUCUGAAUCCCCACUGUGCGACAAGCUUGAAACCCAAUCAUCAGUAUGUGAGAGACCAGAGUCCAAGUCCCCUGUUUGCGAAAGGCUGACAUCUCCAGAUUUUGAGGAGAGGGAAACUAAGGAAGAAGAAAUGAAACAGGUGGAAAUAGAACCAGAAGAACCCCAGAAAGAGAAAGAAGAGGAAGAUGUGCAGGCAACAAUCGUUAUUGGAGCGCAGGAUGUUAUCGAAAUUGAAGAAGAACCAUCUGAAUAUAUUCCAUCUCCUGCAGCUGAACCUGUAGAUAUGGAACCUCAAGUUAUAGAACCUGUGCAGGAUCUUUGCCCGCUAGAAAAGCCCAGUGUAAACACAGAGGUAUUUGAGCUUGGAGACGUACAGGACAAUAAAGAGACAGAUCUGGACAAACCUGUAGGCGAAGUUGAGGUCAGAAUGGAGAAUAUAAGUCCGCAGUUUGCUGAACAGGCAUUCGUGAUGACUCCUUCUGAAGAAAGCAAACAAGAAGAUGUUCCUACAGCGCCUCUGGUAGAGGCGACUGUACCGGAACUCCUAGCAGCCCCCGCUGCUGUUCCUCCCUUAACCUCCGAACCUUCCGCACCUGCAGAACCCACUGCAGCUGAAACAGCUGCUGUAGCCGCAGCUGGCGUUGCGGCGGCGGCAACAGUUGCAGUGGCGGCAGCCGCAGUAGCUGCCAAACCAGCAGCUGAGGAUAAGAAAAGGACUCCCGUAGCAGCAAAGAAGGUGCCAGCUACGAAGACAGCUUCACCAUCACCGAGAGUGGGUGCUAAACCUGCAGCUGGAGCAGCUGCUAAGGCUAAGACCACACCUGUUGCGGCGAAAACGUCGCCCGCAAAGACAGCGACCACCGCAAAAUCGUCAGUAUCACCAGCAGCGUCAAAACCAGCGGCAGCUACUAGAAUGCCUGCAUCCAAACCAAAAACUAUUCCUGUUCCCAAACCAGCUGAAAGGAAACCUUCUACAAACGGAGACGUCAAGCAACCACCAAUCAGAGCAACUUUAGCUGCGAAAAAGCCUGCUUCUGAAACAACUGCCACCAAAACGACCACAAGGCCUUCGAUGACCGCCAGACCAGCAACCGCUGCCCCUAGAACGACGGCCAGUGCCCCGAAAUCGGCCCCUAGACCUACGACUGCUCCUAAGGUUGCCGCCCCCCGAACCAAUGGUACAACGACCUCUGCGGCUUCAAGGUUGAAGUUAACUACAACCAAAAAAUCGCCUGUAACUUCCAAGACUGCUAGUACUGCAACUAAGACUGGUGCUAGCCUACCAUUAAAGACGACAUCAUCGGCCCCAGCAAAGCCUGCCUUCACAACGUCCACAAAACCAAAACCGGCAAGUACUGCCGCUCCGGCAGCUCCUAAACCUAGGGUGCCGCUAUCAAGGAGGCCCGCAACAGAGACAGACAAACAGAGCAAGGAGGCAGUGAAUAAGGCUACGGCUGGUAGGACUACUGCUACUAGGACAGGAGUUACGGCACUUAGGAAGGUUGAGACCAAGACGGCCACAACGACCCGAACCACAGUGAUGAAAUCGACCACGACCACUAUGAAAUCAAACGCUACCAAAAAACCAGCGGAAAUAGUGCGAAACAAAUCUGCUAAAACCACAACACAAAAAACAGAAAUAUCAGAGAAACCCGAAAUGAACGGUAUCACAGACAAAGCUCCAGAAUCUCUUCAAGUAGUGCCCCAAACUCAGAAUGAGGUUUUCAAUACUGAUAGUGAGUCACAGCUCGUUAAGGACAAUUCCCCAUCUAUUGAUAACAAAACCAUUGAAAAUACGCUGAUCCAAACUAAUACUGCAGACUGAACAUUAACUUAAACCUAAAAAUGUACACUCGGGUGCAAAAAUCUACAGUUCGUCCUUUGACAAAAAUGUGAUCAAAUAUGAAUUCAACUGAUUACAUUAUGCGAUAACGAAUCAGAAAGUUAGAUUGGACAUCUUUAAGAAUGAAAAAGGGCAAAGUACGCCUCUUUUUAUUGCAUAUUUACGGAGCAAGAAGAAGCUAAACUCAAUCAGGACGCCCAAAAAGUAUGGACGAAUUAAAAUACAUCCAAUGUAUUUCAUAGAGAACAUAUAGUAGAAAAAUUUGCAAGAUUUAAGAGUCGUCUCUUGUGACCUUGAAUGAGCUUCAAUGUCAUUUGAAGGUCAAGAAAAUUUUUGACAACAGAUGUGAUCUUGAAGGUCAUGGUCAAGGUAUUUUUUUUUCAAACUUUACACCUUUGUUUUUCAACAUUUUUGCUAACAUACAUGUUCUUCGUGAUAUUUUGAUGUCUCCAUACUUUUUGGAUUUUCGUAUUGAUCAUCUUUUGGUUGGUCGCUGGCUCCAUUAUAUAAUGAAAAAAAAGUUUUUUUGCACCUGACUGUACUGAUUACGUUUAUCAAAUCACUGUUAUAUUUAAAACUUUUUUAUAUCUUUACGCCCCCCUAACUACUACGUGUGUAUAGAGCUGUGGUAAUAUUAGUUAUUAAAAAAAUAUUUAGUGGUGUGGAUAUCAAAGGACUACUACUGUAUUAAAAAUAUUUCAAGUUUAUACGAUAUUUAUAACUGAAAAAAAAGUCUUUUUCUUAAUGUGAUGACAUUGUAAAAUGUUAUGGCAUUAUAAAAAGAAAACGAAUUUUUAGUUUGCUAUAUGGAGCACGUACUAUGCGUGAAUUAGCUGAAGUUUUGUUGCAAACUUUCUUUUUUUAUGGUUUGUAAUAUUAGGAGAAUAUAACUUUUUCCGAAAUAUAAAUCUAAUAGGACCCAGCUUGAAUCUGCUGAAUUUUUCAGCUAAAACUUGUGAAUUACUUAGGACUUUCUCUAAUGAGAAAUUAUGACUUAAUAAUUUAAGUCGUAAGUUUUCCGUUUAAAGAAAAAAAAUUAACUUAUGAAUAUAGGUGUUUUCUAAUUGAAUGUCAAUAUUUUAGGAGGUGAUUUGUGGGUUUACGCCGUAACUUUUGAGAUACGGGCUUAAAGUUUUCAAAAUAAAUCAUUUAUUAGUAUCUGUAAAUACUACUUUAGAUAUUUUAACGAAAUUUGACAUAUACGCACGAUGUAAAAAGAGAGAUUUUUUAAGUUUACACUUUUUUUGAAUUCUCAUUAGUGGCGUUUGUACGAAAUUAAAAAAAUUGUUCUUGAAAUAUCCAAUCCUUUCCAAGCAAGCUUGAUCGCUUGAUAUUUUCUAUCCGGUGCACGGUUUUUGAUUAGAAACUGAAAUCCCGUUUCUCUGCAUGAUUAUAACAAUAUCGUUUAUAUGACAUCACCAUGCAACGAAAUUAUUAUUUUUUAGGUGAAAACUAACUAUUUCAAAAGUUAAGACGUUUAAGAUAUACGUUCAUAUGGAGCCUACUCUCUAAAAAUUGGGCCCAAAAAUCGCUUCCCUAAAAAUUGACAUUCAAACAGCUCAAAAUUGUAAAGUUCAUAACGAGGUUUCUUUCAGUUUAUCUGGCCUGAAAACCCAAAUUUCGAGUUGGUUGCAUCUAUGCAUUUAAACGUUUGUACUACAUAUGUGUUUUAGAUUUUUAUCAUUUUUUAAUUUGUUUUUUUUUUAUUUUAGUACUUUAAUCAUUCUUCAAAAGCACAAGGUUCGCAAUGCUGAUUUGUUUUGUGAAAAACAGAAAUGCUAAAAUUGCGAUCUUUGGGCUUUUAAAAAAUCACGUACAAAAAUAAAAAGAAAAAUGUUAAUGAAGUUCUAAGAUUCUGAACUAAUAAAGUGCAAAAGUUUCAUAGAUGCGAUCAUCUUAAAAUUUCAUCUAUCUUCAGAGAUGAAAAACCUCCUUAUAUUCUUCAUCAUUGCAAAUCUAAUAGCUUGUUUCAUUUUAUAUCUGUCAAAUUGUGAACGUGUUCCAUAUAAAAAUAGCUUCUUAUCGCUUAGGUGUGCUGAUGUGAUUGCUCGCACUGUAUAUAUAUAUUUAAAACUUUAUAAUUCGUAAAUUUUUAUAUAUGGGUGCUAAAUUUUAUAUUGGCCUUUUUAAUACUAUAUGUUGCAAAAAUUUAUCUAUUCAUAAGUAUAUUCAUAAGUUGGUCCGAAUGAUCGCAUCUUUCUAAAAACUUUCUUGAUUCGAAAACAAUAUUUUGACAUCCUAUGAUUCACAAUUUAGUAAGUAACUAAAAGUAAUGGUUUUUCACGUUAACGCCGAUUUGAUGCGUAUAUUGAAUUAAUAAGUACCCAAAACAGCCGGUUCACUGUAGUUUUGAUACAUUUUUCUAAAACAAAUAUUUUUGAAAGAUUUUGGUCCGUACGACCAACUUUAUAACCAACUUUAUAACAGUUACUGUCCAUUUAAAUCAUAUUAGCCGCAUCGUUUUUUGUAACUUGUACUUUUAACUUAUUUUUAAAACCGAAUAGAAAGGUAUUUUUAAUAUAGUUACACUACUUUUAUUUUUUUUACUUAAGAUUUUGUUUUAACGUUGAAAUUUUAUUAUCGCGUUUGUCCUUAGUUUGCUAUAUUAUUUAUUAUUUGUGAAUCAUACUACUUGCACAAAAUAAACUGGAAAAAAUACCAAAAAA